Molecule: messenger RNA, 1715 nt
Organism: Exaiptasia diaphana
Lineage: Eukaryota; Metazoa; Cnidaria; Anthozoa; Actiniaria; Aiptasiidae
Product: U6 small nuclear RNA (adenine-(43)-N(6))-methyltransferase
Exons: 7
Coding region: 128-1591 (487 amino acids)
Biological process (GO): rRNA base methylation
Cellular component (GO): nucleus
Molecular function (GO): 23S rRNA (adenine(1618)-N(6))-methyltransferase activity
Source: RefSeq, a predicted model, not a curated record
ACUCCUUAACUAGAGCCAGUCUCCUUUAUUACUAAACGUCCAACAUGGCGGUCAAAGUUGACAUCAAACCGACAGACGAACUUUGGUAAUUUUGACAUCAUUUUAGAGAUUUAUACUUGCUGGAACAAUGAAUUUGAAUACAUUGAUGCACAACAGAAAUAUCUACAAAGACAAUCCUCCAGAUUUCAAGGAUCUUGCUCUAAAAUAUCCAUAUUUUAAAUCACAUUCCCGCGAAAACACAAAUGGACGUGUUAUGAUUGACUUCAAAAAUCCUGAAGCUUUGAGAGCGCUAUUAUACGCGUUACUGGAAAAUGACUUUGAUAUUAAGAUAGAAAUACCGUUAGAUCGUUUGAUUCCUACAUUACCUUUACGACUGAACUACAUACAUUGGAUAGAAGAUCUGGUAAAAUGUCUGGACGUUACUGAUGUGACAGGAAUCGAUAUAGGCAGUGGAGCCAGUUGUAUCUACCCAUUGCUUGGUUCAAAGUUAAAUGGAUGGAGAUUUCUUGCAACUGAGGUUGACGAGUCUAGUGCACGAUAUGCUAAAGAUAACAUCAAAAGAAAUGGAUUAAAUGAUAAUAUCACAGUUCAGCUCGUUACUCCUGAUAUGUACCUACUGCAACCUUUACAACAAGCUAAACUCAACAAGGCAACAUUCUGUAUGUGCAACCCACCAUUUUUCUCAAGUGAAGAUGAUGCCAUCCUUGGAGGAUCACGGACUGACAAAAGACCUGUCCCUAUCUCUGUUAGUACUGGUAGUACAAAUGAGACUGUCACUAAGGGGGGUGAGGUGGAAUUUGUUAAAGGUAUCAUUGAUGAUAGCCUGAAGCUUCAACAAAAUGUAAGCUGGUACUCAUCAAUGCUUGGCAAAAAAUCAAGUAUGAAAGCUGUGAUGGCUUAUCUAAAAGAAGUAAAAGUUCAUAAUGUUGUAAGUACACAAUUCUGUCAAGGUAAAACAAUGCGUUGGGGCGUGGCAUGGACAUUUAUGCCAGACAUAACAGUAGAAACUGUUACGAGUCCUCCAUCAAAGAGACAGAAAAAAGAGAACAAACCACUUUCGUUUAUGAUCCCUGAAGAUAGCCCCAUUUUACCCUGCCUGGAGGGCCACUGUAGGUUUGAAGAUGUAGUCAAGUGGAUGGAUGAUGUUCUGAGAGGCUUGACGGUAACCAUUGACGAACGUCGCCAAGAAAAGCAGGUCUGUUAUUGGCAAUGUUCUGCAUCAGAAAUUACCUGGACAAAGCAAAGGCAGAAAAGACGAAAACUAAAACAUGAGAGUCAAACUAUUUCCGCGAGAAAUCAUGAUGAACAAUACACUGCCUCUCAAGGCRAACAAAAACAGACUAGUGGUAAGUCACCAGAUAAAAAUGAAUGUGAUAAAAACUUGAAAGAAGAAAAAGAAACCAUUGACAAGGAAUUGUCUCCCGGGGAUUGUGAGUCAACAAAAGACARUUCUCCACUGUGUAUGUUUCAAGUCCGUGUAGAGAGUAAUGAUAAAAUGCAUGUUGACGUUCAGUGUAUUSGUGCAGAUAACAAAAACCAUGUUUAUCAGUUUUAUCAAUUUUUACAGAACAAAUUAGUUCGGGGAUUGUAACAGAGCUUUAUAAAACAAUUAAUGGUAUUAGAACCUUUUUGUAAGUUUUAGAGAUGCAUGUAAGGACGAUGUAAACGAUUUUUGUAAAAAAAAAAACAAUAAAAUAAAGUAUGGAUACAUUUCA